AUGGACAAACUUGUUAAAGUGAUCAAGACAAAACAAAGUCAAGCUAUAAUUCUAUUCAAGUUCUUAUAUAGCAGACGAGCACCUAAAUCAAAAAAAGAUAGAGAUGAGGUUAAAUUAUAUAGAAAUUCUAUGCGAAUUCUAAAUAACCUAUUACAAAAUAUAUCUAAAGACAUA
This is a messenger RNA of Racocetra persica, 174 nucleotides long. NCBI's taxonomy places the organism in Eukaryota, Fungi, Glomeromycota, Glomeromycetes, Diversisporales, Gigasporaceae. The record is from the annotation of a GenBank genome assembly.